UGUUUCGAAGCGCCGGCGCGGCAGUGCCCCGUGGCCAUGGAGGCUGUGCCGUGCGAAGAGCACGGGUCCCUUUGCUUCCUGAAGACGGGCGUCCGCGACGGCCCCAACAAGGGGAAGAGCUUCUACGUGUGCGGGGCGCGGGGCUCCGCGAAGUGCGGCUUCGUCCUGCCGGCCCCUGUCCCUGCUUCUCACUGCUUGAUCCACGAGGGAUGCGUGGUGGAGCUGCAGGUCCUGGUCCAGCAGCAGGACAGAGAUGAAUACCAAUUGUUUUACCGAUGCCUUAAAAGUAAGUUGAAUGGGAAGAAAUGGUGUGGAAGCGUCCCAUGGCAGGAUCCAAAAGCUACCAAAGUGUCAAAAGCGUUAGAAUCCCAGCCCAACACAGCACUCCUCUCCAAUCCCACCAGCCAAAGAAAUCCAUUCAAAGUGCUGGACAAGAAUUGUGCACCGUCAAUCUGGAAACAAAUGAACCAAGGAAACGGGGAGGAAAGUAAAGCAAAAGGAGUAAAAGUAGAGAAGGAGAGCAUGCUGGUGUCACGUAAAGAAAAGAACUCAACCUCUGAUUCCUCAAUAGAGACACAACCUCUAGAAGGGCUGAAAACUAAAAAGAAACCAUCCACAGGAAGUACAAGUGAUCCUGAACUUCAGGAAACUACAGUGUCUGAAUCUGAACUUGACCUUUCUGAGACUAGGAAAGGGAAAAAUACUGUUUGGGAGGAAAAGAAAUAUGGUGGCAGUGGCAGGGAAUCCAAGAAGUCUUCUGAAUGUGUGGACAAAGAGCCAGGCGCAAGAUCAAAACUCUUUUCACUAAAUCUUGAAAAGCAGAAUACAAGUGCUAAGCUACCAGAGGACGAGCAACUGGAAGAAAAAAGCUUAAAAAUCUGUAGAGAUAAAGAAGUGAGAGAGAAAGGUUCCACUGGUCAGAAAAAUGGAGAAAUGAAACCUGAAGAUUUAAAACCUAAAGUGAUGCCUAAAGAAGAUGCUAUUUCUCCAGCAGUUCCACCUUCCCUGUGCACUGCUCUGGCAGGAGAAGCAGAGGCAGCGCCACCCAAGGCACAAAUCAGGCCAGGGCUGCCACAGCCUGCUGGUGAAACCUCUGGCAGUGACAGUGAUGAAGUACAGUUUGUUCAUUCCUCAUCAGGUAAAAGUAAACCUGAGAAAACAGUGGAGAUUCCUUCGGGAAAGAGUGUGCAGGGGGCAUCUUUGCCAGGAGCAACAGCAUCACAUCACGUGGAAAGACCCCAGGACCGUAAAGAGCUUCAUAACCAUCUUGUAGUCCAGCUGAAUCAGAAAAAGAGUACAUUGGCUAGAGUGAACAUUCAACUGCUCCCAGAUAAAGGAGAAAGGUUAUUAAAGCAAGUGCAGGAUUUGGAAGCUGCACUCAGUGCUCUUAACAUUUCAACAGCAGAUACUAAUGAAAAAGGGCAGGAUAGCACAAGCAGCAGCUGCCGUGGAGAAUCCUUGCCUAACCCAUGUGACAGGCCAGGUGGUACGAAGUUGAUAACACCACUCCCACUCCAGGAUCCUACAGCAAAGGCCUCCUCAGGCUCACACAGUCACCCUUCUGCUGCUGUUACUUUGGGUUCCAGUGAAUAUUGUGGCCAAAGUUUUGGAAUGAGCUUCGGUAUGCAGAAUCUAUAUGGGGGAAGAAUGACACAAGACCGACUCAGGGCUGUACACAGUGCCACAUGUGAGGCUAUUAAUCAGCUUCACAAAUCUCUAGAAUCCUGUCCGACAGAGCAGACAGUAGCUGAAGAUCCCUCUGGAUUGAAGGUUCCACUGCUGCUGCACCAAAAGCAGGCACUCGCCUGGCUACUCUGGAGAGAGAGUCAGAGGCCGUGUGGAGGAAUUCUGGCGGAUGACAUGGGCUUGGGGAAGACUCUAACGAUGAUUGCUCUCAUUCUGGCCCAGAAACAGCUGAAGACAGAGAAAAGAAAGGAGACCGUAGACAUAUGGCUAUCCAAAAAUGAUUGCACUGUUAUCCCUUCCCAUGGCACUUUAAUCAUUUGUCCUGCAUCCUUGAUCCAUCACUGGAAGAAAGAGAUUGACAAACGUGUCGCCUUUGGCAAACUGAGGGUCUAUUUGUACCAUGGGCCAAACAGAGAUAAACAUGCAGAGGCGCUUUCUGGAUAUGAUGUUGUUGUCACAACCUACAGCCUUGUCUCCAAGGAGGUUCCCACAAGCAAAGAGGAGGGGGAAGUCCCUGCUGAGGACCAUGAUGUGGGGAGUGGGUCAUCUCCCUGUUCCCCCCUGCUCAGGGUAGCUUGGGCUCGACUUAUACUGGAUGAAGCUCACAAUAUUAAAAACCCAAGGUCCCAAACCUCCAUAGCUGUGUGCAAGCUGAGAGCCAGUGCCAGGUGGGCCGUCACCGGGACGCCGAUACAGAACAACUUGCUGGACAUGUACUCCCUCCUGAGGUUUCUACGUUGCCCUCCUUUUGAUGAAUACAAAGUGUGGAAGUACCAGGUAGACAACAACACGAAGAAGGGAGCCGAGAGGCUAAGCCUCUUAACCAGGAGCCUCUUACUGCAGAGAACUAAGAACCAGCUGGAUUCCACUGGCAAGCCCUUGGUAACUCUGCCCCAGCGUAGCACACAGUUGCAUCAGUUAAAACUAUCAGCAGAGGAGCAGUCUGUGUACAAUGUGCUCUUUGCAAGAUCCAGGUCAACACUACAAUCCUACCUAAAGAGACAAGAGCAGAAAAAUGAAGACAGAGAGUAUGCUGGUGGUAACCCAUUUGAGAAAGUUGCACAAGAGUUUGGAGUCAGUCAAAAGGAAUUUUUAGCAGGCUCACAAAGUGCCUCCCAGGUCUCAAGUACUGUCCACGUGUUAUCCAUGCUCUUGAGGCUCCGUCAGUGCUGCUGCCAUCUCUCCUUACUGAAAGUGGCUCUGGAUCAAGUUAGCUUGAACAGUGAAGGCCUUUCCCUCUCCAUUGAGGAACAACUUGGUGCUUUGACACUGUCUGAGCUCCAGACUCCUGAUUCCCAGUCGACAGUCUACCUCAAUGGCACAGCUUUUAAAACAGAUAUCUUUGAAAUCACCAGGGAGAGCUCAAAGAUAGCUCACCUCUUGGCUGAACUGAAAACUAUUCAGAGUCACUCAGAGCCUCAGAAAAGUGUUGUUGUCUCCCAGUGGACGAGUAUGCUGAAAGUUGUGGCUGUGCACCUCCAGCGACUGGGGCUCAAGUACGCAACAGUGGACGGCUCUGUCAAUCCUAAACAGAGAAUGGAUGUGGUAGAAGAGUUCAAUAGCAAUCCUAAAGGGCCUCAGGUAAUGUUGGUCUCAUUGCUGGCUGGAGGCGUUGGCCUGAACUUGACUGGAGGAAACCAUCUCUUUCUCCUUGACAUGCACUGGAAUCCUGCUCUCGAGGACCAGGCGUGUGACCGCAUAUACCGAGUGGGGCAGAAGAAGGACGUUGUGAUACACAGGUUUGUCUGUGAAGGAACAGUAGAAGAAAAGAUCCUGCAACUCCAGACCAGGAAGAAAGGUCUCGCCCAGCAGGUUCUGUCAGGCAAAGGAGAGGCCCUCACUAAGCUCACUCUGGCUGACCUCAAAAUUCUCUUUGGCAUCUAAUUAUCUUUUUCAAUACCCAACAGAAAGUAAUUUAUACCUACAAGUAAUGGUGCAGACUUCAACAAAAGACUUCUGUUUUGAGGUGGUCAUUUACUUUAAACAAAUAACUACAUUUUUUAACUUUUCUGGGAAGAACAGUUCAAGAAUUUGUUUCAAAACUAAAAUUAGAUGUUGUAUCCAAAGGUUAAUAAAAUGAUAAGUUAAGCUGUUGUUUUAAAACACUUUUAAAUAAAUAUUUGAAA
Messenger RNA from Empidonax traillii (willow flycatcher), 3812 nucleotides. RefSeq names its product transcription termination factor 2 (gene TTF2). Gene Ontology annotation, molecular function: zinc ion binding; ATP-dependent chromatin remodeler activity; ATP binding. The record is from RefSeq and is a predicted model, not a curated record. Bases 37 to 3570 code for a protein of 1177 amino acids. NCBI's taxonomy places the organism in Eukaryota, Metazoa, Chordata, Aves, Passeriformes, Tyrannidae. The transcript is spliced from 23 exons.